AUUGUUUUCAAUUAAUUUGUUCUUUAGAAUACAAGCCUCAGCUAUGAAUGGAAAACAGCUUCUGUUUCUGGCAGAAAGUGUCUCUGAGAUGCUGAAAAACCUCCAUUCUAUCUGUUAUUGGUUGAAACACGAGUACUUUUACUUAGCCUUGAUCCAAUGUGAGACAAAGGUUGAAAAACUUCUCUACCUUGAGGUUAAUUUCACAUGUUGAUCUUUCUAAAUACAUUGUUCUUAUGUUGCACUUUAAUACGUUAAGUGGUGGCUAUUACAAGGAAGCAAUGUGGUUUUUUUAGUUGCUUAUCCAUAAAACCCUGGAAGUCACUUCGUACACUUGAAAAUGAACUCAUAGAAUGACAAAACUCAGAUUUAGAGAUCCUAAAUUACAUAUUUUUAAUUAGCUUUAAUUCCAUUGGUACAAAACGUGAAUAAUGAUAAAAAAAUAUACAAAUUUAAAGGAUAAGCAAAUGUGAGAUUUAGCUUUGGAUGUGUAGAGAUCAGGUCUGGUCUUUUGGAAAUGAUUAAUGAAAGAUCACAUUCGAACUGUUUCUUACUUUUUCUGUCAAAUCUAAUUUUGUAGGUUGUUAGGCUUUUUUCACUGUUGAGUUUGAGACAGAGUUUUGGAGUUUUGGGUCCUUAUGAGUUAUGACAUUGAAGGACAUUUUAUGUUAUGAUAUUUAAGGGUUAUCUCUACCUUACGAAAAUUUCUGCCUUUACAUAUGGGCUGUUUUAUGUCUAUUGUAUUGCAUUGAUAGUUUGCGAUAGUAUCAUUACGGACGUGUUUAAUCUUCUUUCAUUUUGCUUAGGUGAAGCUAAUAUACCUUGGAAUUUCCAGAUCUAGAUAGCAUUUUUGGGUUUCUUUUAAUUUAUUUUAUUAUCAAAAGGGUUUUCUGAAAAGUGUUUGUCAUGUGCUUCCUUUUUUGGCUAGAAUUUAUUGUGUGCUUCCUUGAAUCCCAUAUUUUGCAUUUGGUUUGUUUUUAAUUUAUUUUAGAUUUCCAUUCGAAUUCUACUAUUUGGAUAGUUUAUUGAUUUGAUUUGAUUCCGUUUUGAAUUACAGUCUAGAGUGUUGUUUUGGAUAAAAAAAUGGUGGUUUCUACCCUGAUCACACCUAGACAGGUACUAUUUAAUUACGAGUUUAGAGUGUAAUUCUGUUUUUCUGUAAUGCUGACUUGAUGCUUAAUGAGUUGUCUAGUGGAUUCAUUUUAGUAGUU
Messenger RNA from Rubroshorea leprosula, 1208 nucleotides. The record is from the annotation of a GenBank genome assembly. Lineage: Eukaryota; Viridiplantae; Streptophyta; Magnoliopsida; Malvales; Dipterocarpaceae.